UAAUCUGGUGGUUCUCCCUAACACAUAGCUCUUGUCAUCGGGGGCAGUGACCUCACCAGGCCCCUGCCUGGACAGGCCCCGGCGGGGAGGGAGGGUGAGCCCGGGCUGCAGGGCCCAGGACGCUGCCACUCGCAGGCUCCAGAGCUCACUCUGCGGGGACAGCGGGGACAGCGGGGACAGCGGGGACAGCGCGGCGGGCUCUGCUCUGCGCGCGGCCACGGAGCCUUCCUGUCCUGUCCCGGGUGGCGGCAGCGGCCAGGAGAAGGAAGGGAACCAUGUUCCCAGCCUGCCCACGCCUCUGGGUCCUGGUGGUCCUGGGCACCAGCUGGGCAGGGUGGGGAAGCCAAAGGGCGGAGGCAGCGCGGGUGAGGCAGUUCUACGUGGCUGCUCAGGUCAUCCACUGGAGCUACCGCCCCGAACCCACAGAUCCAAGUUUGAAUCCUUCUACAACUUCCUUUAAGAAAAUUGUCUACAGAGAGUAUGAAGCAUAUUUUAAGAAAGAAAAACCACGAUCCAGCAUUUCAGGACUUCUUGGACCUACUUUAUAUGCUGAAGUUGGAGACAUCAUGAAAGUUCACUUUCAAAACAAGGCAAGCAAGCCUGUAAGCCUCCAUCCUCAAGGAAUUAAGUACAGUAAAUUUUCAGAAGGUGCUUCUUACCAUGACCACACAUUCCUUGUGGAGAGGAUGGAUGAUGCUAUAGCUCCAGGCCAAGAAUACACCUAUGAGUGGGUCAUCAGUGAGGACAGUGGGCCCACACAGGAUGACCCUCCAUGCCUCACACACAUCUACUACUCCUAUGAAAAUCUGACACAGGACUUCAACUCAGGGCUUAUUGGUCCUCUGCUCAUCUGUAAGAAAGGCACCCUGACUGAGACUGGGACUCAGAAGAUGUUUGACAGCCAACAUGUACUGCUGUUUGCUGUGUUUGAUGAAAGCAAGAGCUGGAGCCAGUCCUCGUCCCUAAUGUACACAGUCAAUGGCUAUGUGAAUAGGACGAUGCCAGAUAUAACAGUUUGUGCUCAUGACCACAUCAGCUGGCAUCUGAUUGGAAUGAGCUCUGGACCAGAAUUGUUCUCCAUUCAUUUCAAUGGCCAAGUCCUGGAGCAGAACCAUCAUAAGGUCUCAGCCAUCACCCUGGUCAGUGCUACGUCCACUACAGCAAACAUGACCAUGAGCCCGGAGGGAAAAUGGAUCAUAUCUUCUGUUAUCCCAAAACAUCUUCAAGCUGGGAUGCAGGCUUACAUUGACAUUAAAGACUGCCUAAAGAAAACUAGAAAUCCUAUGAAACUAACUCGAGGCCAGAGGCGGUACAUAAAGAGGUGGGAAUAUUUCAUUGCUGCAGAAGAAGUCAUUUGGGACUAUGCACCUAUUAUACCAUCCAAUAUUGACAAAAAAUAUAGGUCUCUACACUUGGAUAAUUUCUCUAACCAAAUUGGGAAAAAUUAUAAGAAAGUUGUUUACAAACAGUAUGAAGAUAGCACUUUCACCAAACGCAUAGAGAAAUCCAGUAUCAAAGAAGAUGGGAUUUUGGGCCCUAUUAUCAGAGCCCAAGUCAGAGACACACUUACGAUCGUGUUCAAAAAUAUGGCCAGCAGAGCCUAUAGCAUUUACCCUCAUGGAGUGACCUUCUCUCCCUACGAAGAUGAAACCAAUUCUUCCUCCUCCUCAGGUGGUCACAUGAUCAGAGCGGUUCAGCCAGGGGAAACCUAUACUUACAAAUGGAACAUAUUAGAGUUUGAUGAACCUACAGAAAAUGAUGCCCAGUGCUUAACAAGACCAUACUAUAGUGAUGUGGACAUGACAAGGGACAUUGCCUCUGGCCUGAUAGGGCUUCUUCUGAUUUGUAAGACCAGAUCCCUGGAUAAUCGAGGCAUACAGAGGGCAGCAGACAUUGAGCAGCAGGCUGUGUUUGCUGUGUUUGAUGAGAACAAGAGCUGGUACAUUGAAGACAACAUAAACAAGUUUUGUGCAAAUCCUGAUCAGGUGAAUCGUGAUGAUCCCAAGUUUUACCAAUCAAACAUCAUGAGCACUAUCAAUGGGUUUAUGCCUGAGAGCAUACGUACUUUAGGAUUCUGCUUUGAUGAUACUGUCCAGUGGCACUUCUGUAGUGUGGGGAACCAGGAUGAUAUUUUGACCAUUCACUUCACUGGGCACUCAUUCAUCUUUGGAAAGAGGCAUGAGGACACCUUGACCCUCUUCCCCAUGCGUGGAGAAUCUGUGACUGUCACAAUGGAUAAUAUUGGAACUUGGAUGUUAACUACCAUGAAUUCCAGUCCAAGAAGCACGAACCUAAGGCUGAGAUUCAGGGAUGUUAAAUGCAACCGGAAUGAUGAUGAUGAUGAUUCAUAUGAGAUUUAUGAACCUGUGGCACCUACAGCCAUGGAAACACGGAAAUCGCGCUACUCUGCAGAAGAUGAACCAGGAGAAGAUGGUGCUGAGUAUGAUUACCAGGAUACGCUGGCUUCAUUAUUGGGAAUCAGGUCAUUCAGAAAUUCAUCACUGAAUCAGGAAGAAGAUGAGUUCAAUCUCACUGCCCUCGCCCUGGACAGUAGCCCUGAGUUCAUUGCCCUAAAUACAGAUAGAAAUAUUAGCUCAAAUUCUUCUUCCCCUUCAGAACCUCAGAAAACCCUUCUCCACCCAGAUGCCACCAUAGUUAGCUCCCCCCUGGAACAUCUCAUUGGCUUAGAUAAGAACUCAGUUUUCAAUUCUUCCACAGAAGAGCAUUCCAGCCCAUAUUCUGAAGACCAUAUGGAGGAUCCCCUACGGUCAGAUGGCACAGAGAUAAGCCUACUGCCACGUGGUACAAGAGGUUUCAGAAGUCAAGAACAUGGUAAACAUAAGGUAUCCAAGGCAGAAAGACACCGGGUAGCAAAGCACAGGCUCUCCUGGAUGAAAUUACUAGCCCAUAAAACUGGGAGACAUUCAAACCAAGACAACACUUCUUCCAGAAUGGGGCCCUGGGAGGACAUUCCUAGUGAUCUGUUACUCUUAAAACAAAAGAACCCAUCUAGGAUUUUGAAUGGGAAGUGGCACUUAGUUUCUGAAAAAGGUAGCUAUGAAAUAGUUCAAGAUACUGACAAAGAUCUGGCUGUUAAUAAGCUGCUGGACAACCCCCAGAACAUCUCAAGGACUUUGGGAGAAAGCCUCCAUCCUUCAAAGAAGUCAGAAAAGCAGAGUGUCCACUCAACAUUUUCUGGAGUUAGACAUAAUUCUUUACAUGUAAGACAGGAUGGAGGAAAUCGAGGCUUGAAAAAAGGACCAUUUCUCAUCAGAACACGAAAAAAGAAAACAAAGCUUGCAUACCAUGUUCCUCUAUCUCCAAGAAGCUCUCACCCCCUAAGAAGAGACACCCACAUCACCUUUGCUGAUAGAAGACUUAAUCACUCUCUUUUACUCCAUAAGUCCAAUGAAACAUCUCUGCCCACAGACCUCAAUCAGACAUUCCCCUUCAUGAAUCUUGGCUCAGUAGCCUCAAUUCCUGACCAUAAUCAGAACCCUCCAAAUGACACUGGUCAGGCAAAUUCUCCAGUUAUUUAUCAGACUAUGUCCCCAGAAGAACACUAUCAGACAUUUCCUGUUCCAGACACUGAUCAAACACAUUCUCCUACAGACCCCAGUCACAAAUCCUCUUCUCUAGAGCCCAGCCAGAUACUCAACUAUAACCUUAGCCAAGAGUUCCACCCUGUUGACAUUGGUCAAACAUCCCCUCCCUGGGAACAUGAAGUCCAGCACACUUACCUUCCAGACCUCAGUCAACCAUCCUUCUCUUCAGACCAGGGUCAGAUGACCCCUGCUCCAGAUGAUCAGAUGUCUCUUUCCCCAGACUUCAGUCAAACAAGUCUCUCUCCAGAACUUGGUCAGAUAAACUUUUUCCCAGAACCUAACCAGCCAUCUGCCUCCCCAGACCUCAGUCAAACAACCCCAUACCCAGACCUCAACCAGACAACUUCCCCAGACCUCAAUCAGGUGACCCCCUCCUCAGGCCUUAGUCAGACCACCACUAACCCAGAUGGUCAGAUGUCUCUUUCCCCAGACUUCAGUCAAACAAGUCUCUCUCCAGAACUUGGUCAGAUAAACUUUUUCCCAGACCCUAACCAGCCAUCUGCCUCCCCAGACCUCAGUCAAACAACCCCAUACCCAGACCUCAACCAGACAACCUCCCCAGACCUCAAUCAGGUGACCCCCUCCUCAGGCCUUAGUCAGACCACCACUAACCCAGAUGGUCAGAUGUCUCUUUCCCCAGACUUCAGUCAAACAAGUCUCUCUCCAGAACUUGGUCAGAUAAACUUUUUCCCAGACCCUAACCAGCCAUCUGCCUCCCCAGACCUCAGUCAAACAACCCCAUACCCAGACCUCAACCAGACAACCUCCCCAGACCUCAAUCAGGUGACCCCCUGCUCAGGCAUUAGUCAGACCACCCCUGCCCAAGAUGGUCAGAUGUCUCUUUCCCCAGACUUCAGUCAAACAAGUCUCUCUCCAGAACUUGGUCAGAUAAACUUUUUCCCAGACCCUAACCAGCCAUCUGCCUCCCCAGACCUCAGUCAAACAACCCCAUACCCAGACCUCAACCAGACAACCUCCCCAGACCUCAAUCAGGUGACCCCCUCCUCGGGCCUUAGUCAGACCACCCCUGCCCAAGAUGGUCAGAUGUCUCUUUCCCCAGACUUCAGCCAAACAAGUCUCUCUCCAGAGCUUGGUCAGAUAAACUUUUUUCCAGACCCUAACCAGCCAUCUGCCUCCCCAGACCUCAGUCAAACAACCCCAUACCCAGACCUCAACCAGACAACCUCCCCAGACCUCAGUCAGAUGACCCCCUCCUCAGACCUGAGUCAAACAGCCUCUUCCCCAGAUGUCAGUCAGGUGACUCUCUCUCCAGACUUCAGUCAAACAGUGCUUCCUCCUCAUCUCAAGCAGACAUCACCUCCUUCAGGCUUUGGUCAGACAUCCUACUCUUCUGAAUCUAAUCAGUCUUCACUUCUUCCAGAAUUUACUCAGACUUCUUCUUAUCCAGACCUCAUUCACAUGCCAUCUCCUAUGUCCAAUGACACUUUCUUAUCAAAGGACUUCAACCCGCUGGUUGUAGUGGGCUUCAGUGGAGAUGAUGGGGAUUAUGAGAUCAUUCCAAGGCAGGAAGUCAAAAGCAGUGAAGAAGAGUAUGUGGAAAAUGACUAUGUGACCUAUGAUGACCCCUACCAAAGUGAUACUAGGACAGAUACCAACUCCUCUAGAAAUCCUGACCACAUUGCAGCAUGGUACCUCCGCAGCAACUCCGGAAACAGAAGAUACUAUUAUAUUGCUGCUGAAGAAAUAUCCUGGGAUUAUUCAAAAUUUGCAGAAAGGGAAGUGGACGCUGAUGAAGACAUUAACCACUCUCCAGAGGACACCACAUACAAGAAAGUUGUUUUUCGAAAGUAUCUUGACAGCACUUUUACCAAACGUGACCCUCGGGGAGAGUAUGAGGAACAUCUUGGUAUUCUUGGUCCUGUUAUUAGAGCUGAAGUGGAUGAUGUCAUCCAAGUUCGCUUUAAAAAUUUAGCAUCUAGACCAUUUUCCCUUCAUGCCCAUGGGCUUUCCUAUGAAAAAUCGUCAGAGGGAAAGACUUAUGAGGAUGACUCUCCUGAGUGGUUUAAAGAUGAUGAUGCCGUCCAGCCAAAUGGCAGUUAUACGUAUGUAUGGCACGCCACUGAGCGGUCAGGGCCAGAGAACCCUGGCUCUGCCUGUCGGGCUUGGGCCUACUACUCAGCAGUGGACCCGGAGAAAGAUGUUCACUCGGGCUUGAUAGGCCCCCUUCUCAUCUGCCAAAAAGGAACCCUUCAUAAAGAGAGCAACAUGCCAAUGGACGUGAGAGAGUUUGUCUUGCUUUUUAUGGUCUUUGAUGAGAAGAAGAGCUGGUAUUAUGAAAAGUCCAGAAGGUCUUGGAGACCGGAAUCUUCAGAAGUAAAAAACUCCCAUGAGUUUUAUGCUAUUAAUGGAAAGAUCUACAGGCUGCCUGGCCUGAGAAUGUACGAACAAGAGUGGGUGAGGUUACACCUGCUGAACAUGGGUGGCUCCCAAGACAUUCACGUGGUUCACUUUCAUGGCCAGACCUUGCUGGAAAAUGGCACUCAACAACACCAGUUGGGGGUCUGGCCCCUUUUGCCUGGCUCAUUUAAAACUCUUGAAAUGAAGGCAUCAAAACCUGGCUGGUGGCUUCUAGACACAGAGAUUGGAGAAAACCAGAGAGCAGGGAUGCAAACACCAUUUCUCAUCAUAGACAAAGACUGUAAGAUGCCAAUGGGACUAAGUACUGGUAUAAUAUCUGAUUCACAGUUCAAGGCAUCUGAGUAUCUGAGUUAUUGGGAGCCCAAAUUAGCGAGAUUAAACAAUGGUGGCUCAUAUAAUGCUUGGAGUGUAGAAAAAAAUGCAAAAGAACCUGCCUCUACACCUUGGAUUCAGGUGGACCUGCAGAAGGAAGUUAUAGUCACAGGGAUACAAACCCAAGGCGCUAAACACUACCUAAAAUCCUCCUAUACUACGGAGUUCUUUGUGGCUUACAGUUCCGACCAAACCAACUGGAAGAUCUUCAAAGGGAACAGCACGAAGAAUAUCAUGUAUUUUGAUGGGAAUUCAGAUGCUUCUACAAUAAAAGAGAAUCAGUUUGAUCCACCUAUUGUGGCUAGAUAUAUUAGGGUCUCUCCAACAAAAUCCUAUAACAGACCUACCCUUCGAUUGGAGCUGCAAGGUUGUGAGAUUAAUGGAUGCUCCACACCACUGGGUAUGGAAACCGGAAAGAUAGAAAACAAGCAAAUCACAGCUUCCUCAUUUAAGAAAUCUUGGUGGGGAGAUUACUGGGAACCAUUUUGUGCCCGUCUUAAUGCCCAAGGCCGUGUGAAUGCCUGGCAAGCCAAGGCAAACAACAAAAAUCAGUGGUUACAAAUUGAUUUGCUCAAAAUCAAAAAGAUAACUGCAAUUGCAACACAGGGAUGCAAGUCUCUGACCUCCGAAAUGUAUGUGACUAACUACGUCAUCCACUACAGUGACCAGGGUGUGGAAUGGAAACCUUACAGACAGAAAUCAUCCAUGGUGGACAAGAUUUUUGAAGGAAAUACUGAUACCAAAGGACAAGUGAAGAACUUUUUCAAACCACCGAUCAUUUCCAGGUUCAUCCGCAUCAUUCCCAAGGCGUGGAAUCAGAGUAUUGCCCUUCGCCUGGAACUCUAUGGCUGUGAUAUUUACUAGAAUUAAAUAUCCAAAAACUACAGAAAAGACUCUAAGAUAUCAAACAAUUUAGAGUGGGCAGUGUGUUUCAUAACUAUUUUAAAUGUCAUCAAUUUCCACUGCUUCUCUUUUUUUCUAUUAGAGAAUAAAAUUGUAUAUUAAAAAACUUUUAUAAUGUAGCUCAUUGCUUCCUUAAGUAAGGCAGUGACUAUUAUUUCUGUAUUAAUUUGAAUAUAAAUGGGAAAAUAUCAAGAACCCAAAAGAAAAUGGCUUACCUCUCACAAUGAUUUAAAAUGCUAUAUACAGUAAUCUUCACAUAUUUAAUAUGCUUUGUUAUAGCUCUUUAAAU
Messenger RNA from Castor canadensis (American beaver), 7548 nucleotides. It is a transcript of the gene F5, whose product is annotated as coagulation factor V. NCBI's taxonomy places the organism in Eukaryota, Metazoa, Chordata, Mammalia, Rodentia, Castoridae. The record is from RefSeq and is a predicted model, not a curated record. Gene Ontology annotation, molecular function: copper ion binding; signaling receptor activity. Gene Ontology annotation, cellular component: plasma membrane.